This is a messenger RNA of Caenorhabditis bovis, 303 nucleotides long. NCBI's taxonomy places the organism in Eukaryota, Metazoa, Nematoda, Chromadorea, Rhabditida, Rhabditidae. The record is from the annotation of a GenBank genome assembly.
AUGUCGCAACCGCCACCGCCGUAUACCAGUCAGCCAAUGCCUUAUAAUCAUGGCUACAUGCCGCAGAAUCAGAAUCCUUAUACGCCACACGCUGCCUAUCCACACGGCUACUAUAAUCCGAAUCAACCGCAAGUUGUCUACGUUCAACAGCCAGCACCUCAACGACAGGAUGAUCACAAUUGCUGGCUGACGUCGCUUUUGGCCCUGUGCUGCGGUUGCCUUGUCGGAGAGGUCUGCUGCGAUUCGCCGAUGCUUUGCUGCGUUCUACCAUGCCCCAUUCGGAUACCAUUUCGACUCCCAUAA